Helobdella robusta is the source of this 664-nucleotide messenger RNA. RefSeq lists its product as hypothetical. The transcript has a single exon. The record is from RefSeq and is a predicted model, not a curated record. Lineage: Eukaryota; Metazoa; Annelida; Clitellata; Rhynchobdellida; Glossiphoniidae. The annotation marks the transcript as partial.
ACGUGAGCGCGUACAACGUCAUAUAAUAAGCACCAGAGAUUCCACUGAUGAUGAUGACGAUGGCGAUGAUGACUACGACGACGAUGAUGGCGGUCCUGAUGACGAUGAUUAUUAUAAUGACGACGAUGAAGAAGGUGCUAGUGAUGUUGCUGUAGAUGGUGGUGGUGGUGGUGGAGGUGGUGGUGGUGGUGAAGUUAAGACAAGUAAAAUCAGCAGCUCCCAUCAAAGAACGAACAAACGCUUAAAAUCUCACAGUAGAGAUAUCCUAAACAACAACAGCGACAACUCAAACAAAAAAAUUAACAUAAACAACAAAAACGUAGAAAUCAAAAUUAACAGCAACAACAACAACAACAACAACAACAACAACGAUUACGUCACCAUAAUUCUUCGCUUCAGCCGCGCACGCAACUUCACAAAACUCCGACUACACGUCAACAACCAGUUCACCCAGAACUCCAGAAUAUUCCGGAAAUCCCGCCUACGCUUCCGAAACCGGGACACCGACCCCUGGCAAGGUGACCCAAUUUUCGAGACGCACCCUCGUGACUUAAUUAGUGAGGGGGCACGGUGGGUGAGUCUGAAUAUGUGUCAGAGGGUGGGUGUGAUCGUCGAGGUCAGUCUGUGGUUCGAUGCCCGCUGGCUCAUGAUCAGUGAGAUGCAG